Messenger RNA from Neogale vison (American mink), 1107 nucleotides. It is a transcript of the gene NKX2-3, whose product is annotated as NK2 homeobox 3. Gene Ontology annotation, molecular function: RNA polymerase II cis-regulatory region sequence-specific DNA binding; DNA-binding transcription factor activity, RNA polymerase II-specific. The transcript is spliced from 2 exons. Lineage: Eukaryota; Metazoa; Chordata; Mammalia; Carnivora; Mustelidae. Bases 1 to 1107 code for a protein of 368 amino acids. Gene Ontology annotation, biological process: regulation of transcription by RNA polymerase II; cell differentiation. The record is from RefSeq and is a predicted model, not a curated record. Gene Ontology annotation, cellular component: nucleus.
AUGAUGUUACCAAGCCCGGUCACCUCCACCCCUUUCUCAGUCAAAGACAUUUUGAAUCUGGAGCAGCAGCAGCAACAGCACUUCCACGGCGCGCACUUACAGGCGGACUUGGAGCACCACUUUCACUCGGCGCCGUGCAUGCUGGCCGCCAGCGAGGGGACGCAAUUUUCUGACGGAGGAGAGGAAGACGAGGAAGAAGAGGGCGAGAAACUGUCCUAUUUGAACUCACUAGCCACAGCCGACGGCCACGGGGGUUCGGGGCUCUGUCCGCAGAGCUAUGUCCACACAGUCCUGCGAGACUCGUGUAGCGGGCCUAAGGAACAUGAAGAGGAGCCCGAGGUCGUGAGGGACCGGAGCCAAAAAAGCUGCCAGCUGAAGAAGCCUCUGGAGGCGGCCGGAGACUGUAAGGCGGCGGAGGAGAGCGACAGGCCCAAGCCACGCAGCCGCCGGAAGCCCCGGGUCCUCUUUUCGCAAGCCCAGGUCUUCGAGCUGGAACGCAGGUUCAAGCAGCAGCGGUACCUGUCGGCGCCCGAGCGCGAGCACCUCGCCAGCAGCCUGAAGCUCACGUCCACGCAGGUGAAGAUCUGGUUCCAGAAUCGCAGGUACAAGUGCAAGAGGCAGCGGCAGGACAAGUCCCUGGAGCUGGGCGCGCACGCGCCCCCGCCGCCGCCGCGCCGCGUGGCCGUGCCGGUGCUGGUGCGGGACGGCAAACCGUGCGUCACGCCGGGUGCGCAAGCCUACGGCGCGCCCUACAGCGUGGGUGCGGGCGCCUACUCCUACAACAGCUUCCCCGCCUACGGCUAUGGGAACUCGGCCGCCGCCGCCGCCGCCGCUGCCGCCGCCGCCGCCGCCGCCGCGGCCUACAGCGGCAGCUACGGCUGUGCGUACCCGGCGGGCGGCGGCGGCGGCGGCAGCGGGGGCAGGGGGGCUACCGCGGCGGCCGCGGCCAUGCAGCCCGCCUGCAGCGCGGCCGGAGGCGGCCCCUUUGUGAACGUGAGCAACCUGGGUGGCUUCGCCGGCGGUGGCGGCGCGCAGCCCUUGCACCAGGGUGCCGCGGCCGGGGCUGCGUGCGCGCAGGGCACCUUGCAGGGCAUCCGGGCCUGGUAG